AUGUACCCGAAGAAGAAGAAGAACGACCCCAGUUGGAUCUACGUGAAGCUGGACCACGCCAUCUUGGUGGGCGGCAUCAAGGAUCGGACGAAGCGGUCGAGUCGUCGGCGGCCUGGCUGGGACUACGUUUCCUUCCCUGCCCCCGCGGCCAGCGAGAGGACGGGCGUCCUGGAGAAGGCCCGGGAGAGGCCGCUCGAGGCCGAGCUGUAUCUGUCCAGCGCUCAUGGCUAUGUGGCCUCCUUGUCCUGGUUUCGCUCUGGGCUGGCUGGCGCGUGGAGUACAUGGAGCUGGGGGCCGACGGUGGGUUUCGCCAUCGUCUCCGGAGGAGUGGCCAUCUCUGGCAACCUGUGGCGGUGGAUGCGAUGGGUGAUGGAGGAGCUCGAGGAUGGCCACCACUCGCUUCUCGUAGCCGACGACGUCCGAGGCGGCUAUCGCGACCUCUACCUAGGCGGCAGGCUCGAAACUCCCAUCAUGAUCCUCACCGCGUCGGUGGCCCUCAGGCCAGGUCUCUGGAGUUGCUGCCAACAGAUGCCAUCGCAACGGCUAGAGGGGGAAACGCCUCCAGGGAUCUCCAGGGACAGCGACGGGGAGGCGGGCCUCUCCCAGGCGGGUUCGUCGGACGAGUCGGUGCCAGCCAAGGGCACGCAGGAGACGCCAGCCACGGGGAGCAGCCUGUUCGACGACACGAGCAAUGCGGACAAGGCCUCGCAGGGAUGCCAGCCCGCGCAGGCCGCGUCGCCCACGGCGGCCACGCCGGGUGCUGCGGCGUGUCCUUCCAUCGACCUGGGGACAGCGGAGACGCUGCUGGGCGCGGGGGGGAGCCCCGAGCCGUUGAUGGAGGUAGGCGGGGGCCCCAGGGAGCAGGCGCUGGCCGACCUCGGGAAGAUCGAUGCGCUGCCCGCCGCCGCCCGCCUCGCGGGCCUCACCUCCUACGUGGCGCCAGAGCUGCUGUUCAAGACCUACGGGACGGACGCCAGCUUGGGCAAGUUCGCGACGGACUGGGUUCGCCCCAGUUACCCGAGUCGCGACCACCUCGGCCACCAGAGGAGGCUGCACUGCAUGAAGCUGGAUCGGAGGUCGGAGGCCUCGCCCGAGAUCACCCAGACGGCGAGGUACGAGACCCUGUGCGCCCGAGUCUACGCGCCGAUGCGGGCGUUCGAGGACGCGGCAGGCAUCAUCGACGGGAAGCAGCCUCGGGACAGCGGGGCCGACAAGUGGAUGUUCAGGGUGCGCUGGGACCUCACGGACGAGCUGGACUGGAGGUCUCUCACGGAGGGCGAGGAGGCGCUCACGAGAAUGGAGCGCUACUUGACGGCCAGGCUGCAGCAGAGGGUUCUUCAACAUACGUAUCCGCAGAUGGAGGGCUCGGACGCAGCUACGGAGGAGGACGAGCAGACGGGGGAAUGGACGCUCCUGGAGGCGUGGCUAGCUUGGGGCAGCCAGGUGGCCGCGAUCAAGGUGGACGAGGACGCUGCCCUUUGCCCUGCCAGGACCGUGGACAUCUGCCCGCUCGCCACCGAGGACCUCUCCGACGGUGCGGGAAGGAUGCCACGCCAGCCCCACCCCGCCAUGGACGGGGAGCUGAGGGGCCAAAAGUUCCACCGAGAUUCGUCUUUCCGAUCGAGGACAUUUCCUCCCAAUCUGGUCGAGAAGCCCUGGGAGGCAGGGAUGCUGGAGACCACCGACAAGCUGGUCGAGGGCAUGCCGCUCUUCGGGGUCAUCCAGAAGCGCAAGGUCCGCGCCAUCUGGGACUGGAGGCGGGCCAACCUCCGCUGGCAGACGCCCAGGCACGGGCCCCUGGGCAGCUCCGCGACCCCGACCGACCUGGACCUCUCCAACCUCGGCGAGGCGGACGUGGUCUACACAGGGGUGGUCGAUAUCCCCGACAGGUUCGACCGCUUCGAGACGCUGCCCGAUGUCUGGCUCUACUUUGUCUUGGGGGGGCUGCCCCUCCACGAGUUCUUCGACUACAUGAGGACCGCCAGGCAGGGCUACGUCAUCCCCUAUGGCGGGCCCCUCCUGGCGGUGAAGGUCUCGGUCAAGGGCCGACCGUGGCUCCUGCCUCUGGCCCAUUCCAGGCCGAAGGCUCUCACGGCGCGCAGGCUCUGGGCGGGAACCGGGGAUGCGCGCCUGGUCUACGGAGCUCCGACGCACCAGUUGAUCGGGCCCGUCGAUCUCGAGUCAGGGAGCUGGGCGUACAUGGACGACUACGCGGUCGUGGCCUCGUACGCCAGCGGGCGGCAGCCAGUGAGCGAGGUCAUGAGGCCGACCUUACACUGUCUCGGCCCAGAUCGAUCGCACGUGUGGCCUGGCUCUGGCGGCGCUGGGGCUGGCGGUGCGAACCUUCUGGACCCCGGAGCCACCGUGAAGCUGUGGGCGUGGGCGGCCGUCUCUCAGCGCGUGGGCCUCGCCAUCCGCGACCGUGUCUACCGCGAGAUGAGGCACCCAGCGGCUGCCAGGACGCCGUUCUGCCUACCAGACGCGGCGAGGGGGGGGGGGCUGACGACGUUGGCCUACUGCACCACGCUCAAGCACACGGAUCUCGAGGCGCCCUGGCUCUCGCAGGUGUCCAUGACGGGUGUGACGGACUCCAAGGACAAUGGCCACGGGGUCGCAGUCACCGAGGCCUCGCUGGAGGAGGUCAGGACGGCCACGGGCUACACCGAGAUGAGAGGGUGGACGAUCGCCACCGACGUCUGGGUCCCCCACGUUGGGGGGUGCACCAACUACGUGGGCGAGCUCGCCGACCCGUCGGCUACACCUCCGCCGCGGGUCAGCCGGAGGAUCAACCAGGCGUUCUACCUCUUCGCGGGCAGGCGCCGAGAGGGAGAUCUGGAGGAGGCCAUCUACGCGCGGGCGGAGUGCGACGGCUACGAGAUCCAGGUCUGGUCCAUCGGCUCGGUGAUCGAGCCGAAGCACGACCGCCCCAACGACAAGCUGGUCAGCGCGAUUCUGGGUCAGACGCGCGACGGGCACUCCCACGCAGUGAUUGCCCCGCCGCCAUGUUCUACCUGGAGUCGAGCAUGCCUCCUGAAAGAGAGGCCCAGGCCCCCGCGGACGCGCCUCGAGCCUUGGGGGCGGAGCGACAUACUACUCACCACCUUCGAGCACAUCCGCCUGGACCUUGGGUCGCGCCACCUGCUCACGGCCAUGCAGGCGGUCCACGAGGUUUGCCGAACUGGUGGCCUGUGCUUGACAGAUCACCCCGCGGACCCAGAGGAGGACCUGUACACGUCCAUCGGGAACCCCCCCGAUAUGGCCUGCCUCUGCGAGGAGGCGGGCGGCCAGAUCCAUCAGAUCGACCAGGGCCGCUACGGAGCUUCGCCGAUGGAGUCGACCAUGAAGGGCAUCUUCGGGGUCUACGACGACGCACUGGACCUCGCCGCGGGCCGUCUCCGCCCGAGAGGCAACCACCGAGGGAGGCAUCCAGCGAUAUUCGAGGGGCGAGUGGAGCGGGGCCGCCCCGACAUGUGCACCGCCUCCGCCCAGGCUUUCCAGCCCCCGCGGUGCGCCGCGCGAGGGAGGGCGAUCCUCGAGGCGUUGGCCCGCAUGACGAAGGAGAUAAAGGGCCCCGAUCCAGCGUGCUCGUGGGCCUCCACAUCUACGACGCCAUUCGGGCCGCCGGGGCCGGGAGGGGCGGAGAUCGAGGUCCCCCCCGCUGUCCCCUGCUUGGAUGCCACCUGCGAGAUGGCGGCCACUCUACGUCGGCGGACGCUGAAGGUCCUGAGCUUCGCCAGCGGCAUGGUCGCCCAGGGAGCCCCAGGCGAGGGCCAUCAGAGCUCAUCAGCCCUGUUACGCCUGGGCCACGGGCACUACCGCUACGUCCCGCUGGAGCUGCGGGGGCCGCAGGAGUGGGACAACUACGAGAAGGAGACGUACCUGGGCAUCCGCGAGGGCGGAUCCACAAGGCGAUUCACCCGCUCCGUGGCGGACGUGAUCACGGUAGAGUGGGCCCCGAAGGUGCAGGACACUCUCAGCUACCGCGUCGACAAGGGUUGGGAGCUUCGGUGCACGAGCGCCAUGGGCCACGCCCUGGCCGACUGCAGGGACAUGAAGUGCUACCGAGACCGACUCCGCCCCACCUGGGGGUCGAUCUUCCUGUCAGGGCGACUGGGGAGUUGGCCUGAGCUGAAGAGCCAGCUCCCCUUGGCCUUGCGAAGCUUAAAGAGUUGUAAGAGGUUGGUCGUCCCUGUAGAGGGAGGCCAGUGGCCGGAGGAGGCCGUCUUCGCCAUCGCCGCUUACGUUCUGAAAGGGGGGCUCCUGGACGAAGCCAUCGGGACCCUCAGGCAGUACGACGUCUACGGGCAGGAGCAGGAUAGGGCAAG
Prorocentrum cordatum is the source of this 4325-nucleotide messenger RNA. NCBI's taxonomy places the organism in Eukaryota, Dinophyceae, Prorocentrales, Prorocentraceae. The record is from the annotation of a GenBank genome assembly.